AUGUCUCAAACGAGCUCUUGCAUUUUGAGCGUGGAACCGGAGGAGUUUGAUGGCAUCGACAACAUUGUUGAUCUGCCCAACAGGAGUUCAGAUAAGGUAAUUGCCUUCAUGCGUAAAAGAUUCUUAAGCAAAGAGUUCUACACGUGGGCCGGACAGACACUUUUAUCGUUGCAUCCGUACGAGGCCAGGGAAAAGAAGUGCAAAGGCGACGAUCAUCCAGGCGUCGAUUCCUUGAUCUCCGGUGCCUGGUUCCGGUUGAAGCACGGCGUCGGAAAGCCGCAUCAGCACGUGGUGAUUUCCGGAGAGAGCGGUUCGGGAAAGACGCAUUCUGCCUGCUUGGCGAUGCAGCGUAUCGUCGACAUCGUCGGCGAAACGAAUCGAGCGCUCUACGGGAUUUGGUCGACGGUCCCAUUGCUCUCUGCCUUCGGCAACGCCAAGACUGGAUACAACUGCAACAGCUCCAGAUUUGGUAAGCUGGUGCAGAUCCAUUGCGUCGACGGUAUGUCCAUCGACGGGUGCACCUUGAGCAUUUUCAUGUUGGAGAAAUCGAGGGUGACGGGACCUGCGACCGGAGAAGGCAACUUUCACAUCUUUCGACAGAUCCUCGAUGUGCUGGAGGAGGACGCUUUGCAGCUACUGUAUCUGAGCAAAACGAUAGAUUACAAGAUAGCUCCACAUUCUGAGAUGAAGCCCAGGUAUAGGGAGACGCUGAUUGCACUCGAAGCCCUCGAGAUUUACGCGCUGGAAGAUAUCCUCUCUGUGCUUGCGAUCAUUUUGAACUUGGGGAACGUUAAGUUUGAGUCGGUGGGAGACAUCUACACAGUGUCUACAGAUUCCCUGGAAUUUGUGGAAAACGUCGGACGAUUAUUGGACGCAAAGCCGAAGGAUUUAAUCAAUCUGAUUUGCACGAGAGUGUUUGCACCGAAAUCGCGAAGAGAGACGAUUUACCAAAGCGCUUGCAUGAAUCGCGAGGAAUGCGAGGAGCGAAGGGACUGCAUCAUGAAACUACUCUACGACAGGCUCUUCUCCUGGUUGGUCCAUUGCAUCAACGUCAAAUUCGAGCAGAGCUGCGUUUACGAUCAGAAGAGCCUGAGCAUUCUCGACAUUUACGGCUUCGAAGUGUUCGAUCACAACGGUUUCGAACAGCUGUGCAUCAACUACGCGAACGAACGACUGCAGCAGUACUUCAUCGACAAUUACCUCUUGGAGCGCAGGAUAAGGUUGAUAGAGGAAGGAUUCGAUGUGGAACAUAUCGAAACCGUGGAAUACACGCAGCGACUGUCGCUGAUCCACGGGCCCAUCUCCAUCUUCGGAAUUCUGAACGAGCAGGAAUGCGCGAUGAAACGGUUCAACUCGGACGUGUUCGUUAAUACGCGAUUGACCGAGACCCUGAGGAGCAAGCCACAUUUCAUUGGAUCACUUAACCAGCUGCACACCGCCUUCUCCAUAAAGCACUACGCCGGAGUGGUAAAGUACGACACGAGAUCGAUGUUGGGGAAAAAUCGAGACAAGGUACCAGACGAUAUUAUCAGUUUCUUGAAAGGAUGCGAAUCCUUCGAAUUCCUGUGUCACCUGAUGUCGUUCGCUCCGCUCACCAAUGGCAAAACGUUGGUUACCAAUUUCAAGAAGUCGUUGGAUAACUUGUUUGAUGUACUGAACGACGGCGAUGUGCACUACGUAAAAUGCCUGAAACCGAAUCCCUACCAUAUGGCAGAGUUCUUCGACGAGCACUUCUUCGAGCAGCAGUUGGUCGCGAACGGAGUCUGCGAGAUAUUCAAAUUGAACUUCCAGCAGUUUUCCUUGCGGUAA
This is a messenger RNA of Nicrophorus vespilloides, 1809 nucleotides long. Its product is annotated as myosin-2-like. Gene Ontology annotation, molecular function: actin filament binding; ATP binding; microfilament motor activity. Gene Ontology annotation, cellular component: myosin complex; vesicle; cytoplasm. The record is from RefSeq and is a predicted model, not a curated record. The transcript is spliced from 7 exons. Gene Ontology annotation, biological process: vesicle transport along actin filament; actin filament organization. NCBI's taxonomy places the organism in Eukaryota, Metazoa, Arthropoda, Insecta, Coleoptera, Silphidae. Bases 1 to 1809 code for a protein of 602 amino acids.